AAUCUCCAAACAUUUCUCUCUUCCAAACUACUGUAUCAAAUAUGGAGGCUAAACUUCUUGGUCCUCUUGUGGAUGUCACAAUAUCUAAGGUGAUUUCAGUUACUACUGAGCAACUCAACUUAGCAGUGGGAUUCAAGCAGGAACUCAAGAAGUUUCAUGUGAUGCUCAAAACAUUGGGGGGCGUAUUGCAAGAUGCUGAACAGAAGAAGGUGACAAGUUACUCUAAUCUGCAACCUUGGCUUGAGGAGCUUAAAAAUAUAGUUGAUGAAGCUGACGAUGUGGUAGAUGAGAUUGCAUAUGAACAUCUACGGUACAAGGUAGCUCAAAUGUGGGAAAAGGUCAGCUAUUUCUUUACUCUUUCCAAUCCUUUAGCUUUUCGCCUUAAGAUAGCUAACAGGAUUAAGAAUUUAAAUUUAGAACUAGCUGACCUUAAUAAUGGGGCCGCUGGGUUAGGGCUACAAUAUAGACUUGCAAGCAAGCAUCCUGAAUAUAUAGAAACCCAACAAACAGAUCCCUCAAUUAGUGAUCCAUCAAAAAUUGUAGGAAGAGAAAAUAAGGUCCUAAAAGUCGUUCAAUCAUUGAUUGACUCAAGUAAUGAUCAAUGUCUCCUUGUUGUAUCCAUAGUGGGUACGGAAGGCAUAGGCAAAACUGCUGUGGCCAAACUAGUAUGUACCAAUGUUGGGAGUAGGGUUCUUGUCACAACUCGAAGUGAAAAAGUAGCUUCCACAAUGAGAACACUUUCUAAGCACAAGCAUCAUCUCGAGAAGCUAACAGAUGAGGAUUGUUGGUCCAUAAUCAAGAAAAGAGCAUUUGUUAGCUCAUCAUUCCCUCCAGAAUUGGAGAGGAUUGGAAGGGAUAUUGGUAGCAAAUGUAGAGGUUUAGCAUUAGUUGCAAAUUUGAGUUUCAAUCGCUUGCCAACACCUGCUUUGAAACAAUGUUUUGCAUUUUGCUCUGUUUUCCCUAAAGAUUCUGUCAUGGAAAAGGAGAUGUUAAUGCAGCUCUGGAUGGCUGAAGGAUUUCUUCAGCCUCUUAGUGAAAGAUACAUGGAGAUGGAGGAUAUUGGUGAUAGGUAUUUCAAUUCAUUGUCAUCAUAUUCUUUAUUUCAAGAUGCUGAAAGAGAUUCUUAUGGGAGCGUUAUUGCUUGCAAAAUGCAUGAUUUAGUUCAUGAUCUUGCACAAUUUGUUUCAAAGUCCCAAACUUUGAUUUUGGAAGAUGGCAGCGGAAGGAAUAUUCCUGCAGACAUUCGACAUUUAAAUGUCAUUUCUGAUAAGGGUACGGCAGCAACAAGAUUUGGGGAUGCCACUAAAUUAUUGCACACUUUGUUUUCACAAGUUGAUGUCUUUCACAAUAUGUCCAUGAACUUGAGAAAGUUGCGGCUUCUUAGUUUUUGCGGUGCUAAUAUUGAUAAGGUGCGGCUUGAAAGUUAAAACUCAAUAAAAUAAUAUAAUUGAGUUUUAAUU
Rubroshorea leprosula is the source of this 1460-nucleotide messenger RNA. The record is from the annotation of a GenBank genome assembly. NCBI's taxonomy places the organism in Eukaryota, Viridiplantae, Streptophyta, Magnoliopsida, Malvales, Dipterocarpaceae.